This is a messenger RNA of Schistocerca cancellata (South American locust), 3150 nucleotides long. RefSeq names its product homeobox protein Nkx-6.2-like. Bases 1 to 1119 code for a protein of 372 amino acids. NCBI's taxonomy places the organism in Eukaryota, Metazoa, Arthropoda, Insecta, Orthoptera, Acrididae. The transcript is spliced from 3 exons. The record is from RefSeq and is a predicted model, not a curated record. Gene Ontology annotation, molecular function: DNA-binding transcription factor activity, RNA polymerase II-specific; RNA polymerase II cis-regulatory region sequence-specific DNA binding. Gene Ontology annotation, cellular component: nucleus. Gene Ontology annotation, biological process: regulation of transcription by RNA polymerase II; cell differentiation.
AUGCUCGACUUCAGCAACGGCGGCGCCCACUGCGGCGGGCCCAUCGUGCCCUCGCCGUCCGUGCUCUCCUUCCUCAACCUCAAUAUGGAGCGGCCCGUGGGCGCGGGCGGCCCCGGGCCCGGGGGCGGCGGGGGCGGCGGCGCGCAGGCCGGCUUCGUGCUGGGCAACCAGCCGCUGGCCGCGCUGCACUCCAUGGCGGAGAUGAAGUCCGCCGCGCUCUUCCACCAUCACCAACAGCAGCACCAGCAACAGCAGCAGCAGCAACAGCAGCCGGCGCCCACGUACGCCGCCCCCAGCCCGAGCCCCGGCAGCGGCAAGGGCAGCCCCAACGGCUCGACGACGAGUGGCAGCGGUGGCGGCAGCAGCGGGGGCGGCGCGGGAGGCAACCCACACGGCAUCGACCACAUCCUGAGCCGGCCGGCGCCGGUGACCGCCGGGGGCGUGGGCGGCGGGCCGGCGCCGCGGUCCGCGGCGGCCUUCGCGGCGGCGGCGGGCAUGGCGGCUGCGGCGGGCAUGGCGGCGGCGUCCUACUUCCACCACCAGCAGCAGCAGCAGCACCACCACCAGCAGCAGCACCAGCCGCACGUGGCCGCGGCCGCCGCCGCCGCCGCCAAGCACCACCACCCGCUGGCCGAGCUCACGUCGCGCUCCGCCAUCUACUGGCCCGGCCUGCAGGGCCUCGUCAGCAACCCCAUCGCCUGGCGCGAGCGCCUCGCCGCCAUGGGCCCGGCGAGCAUGUCGCUGGUGGACAAGGACGGCAAGAAGAAGCACACGAGGCCCACCUUCAGCGGCCAGCAGAUCUUCGCGCUGGAGAAGACCUUCGAGCAGACCAAGUACCUGGCGGGGCCCGAGCGCGCCAAGCUCGCCUACGCCCUCGGCAUGACCGAGUCUCAGGUUAAGGUGUGGUUCCAGAACCGGCGCACCAAGUGGCGCAAGAAGCACGCGGCCGAGAUGGCGACGGCGAAGCGCAAGCAGGAGGAGGCGGAGGGGCUGGCCGACGCGGACGCCGACGCCGACGCGUCCGACCGUGACGACGACCUGGGCCGCGCCGCCAGCGCCGCCAAGCGGCUGCGCCGCGAACUCGCCGGCGAGGCCGCCGAGCUGACGGGCCGCCCCUGAGCCGGGGCGUCGGCUCCGUCCGACGAGCGCUUCCGCCUGCUCGACGCGUCUCCAGCCUCGUCGCAGAACGCUGGACCUCAAGUUUCUACGGCACCCACGACAGACAGACCGCUGUUCCAAACUGAGUGGUCCUCAACUGUUGGGAAAUAUUUACCGUGACGCAUCUCAGAACCACCUUGUAGCGUAAACAGUCCGCUACUGGCAGUCUCCCAUUCGCUGUCGAUAACCUCUGUUCGAGAUACAUCACAACAAUUUUCUGGUGCUCGAGGCUGAAUUACACACACGGAGACAUAUUUGUCUUUCAGAGAGGAAGCUCUGCAUCAGCCAUCGCCAAACUAAAAGUACAUUGUUCGAAUGGAGAAUAUUUGUUAUGCAGUACUGCGAAGUACAAUGAAUUGCAAAUUUGAUGUUUACUGGCGGAAACUAUAGGUCAGGAAACAUAAAUGCUUGCUGUUACACGGUAAGAAUGAUAGAAGGUGAAAAUUUUUGCAUUUAGAAAACCGUUCUACAGAUCAAAGAAAACGAUUAAUACCGUAAAACUGAUUUCUAAAUUGUAAAAGUAACAACGAUACGGUGUUCUGACAGACUAAAACGCUAUCCAGACACCUGUCAAUCUCUCCGUUUGCCAGUAUCAAACCAGCCUCCGCCAUAUUACUUAUACCAGGAUACUUGUCUGGUAAGAUAUACAAGAGAGUCCCUGCGGCGUGGGAAAAUUGGAGAGAUAUGAGCAUCGAUCUAACUCGAGGGUGGGGUCUGGGUCGAGCUGCCAAAAGAAAACACGAGUACGGGUUCUGAUUCGGGUCUGGAAGAAACUUUUAGUCUGUCAAAACGUUUCAAAGCGCUGUAUGAUCCAUUACACUGUGAAAGAUUCAUUCUAGUAAAUGAACAGUGUUUACAAGCAAAAAGAUUCAGGAAUUAAUUUUUAAUAUAAGACAGAGAUCAAUAUUCUCGCGAUGUUAGGAGUAGUUAUACUUCAAAAAUCUAAAAAAUAUGAAGGAAACCAAUACAAUUUCUUGAAAGCCCGUGCAAUCAUUAAAUAAAAAUAAGAAAGUAGCGCAGUUGAUGCUACAGAAGAACGGUACUUCUUUUCCGAGGUCUGUGGCGGUUUCUGCAAGAAAUGUCGCUAAUUAGUUAGACAUUAGCGCUGCAGCAGGGGCUCGUUUCCGUUAUGCGCUGCACGUUGUGCUGUUCCUCAUGUUCUUGAGGCGUUUCAGCAAGCAUUUAUCAAGUUUCUUGUACCCGUCAGUAUAAAAAGCUAAUGGUUUUGUAUGACGCCACGGGAAUCGUAGCUUCCGGCUCAGCGGUGUCAUGUGUUGCCUGUGUUAGUGACAGCAAUAACAGCGAUGUUUGUUAUCUGUUCCCAAGGAAGAUCGCCGCAUGAAUGGAAGGAACUGAGGAAGCGUCACGCACGAGUAACUUUUACGAGCAAGGAGCAUAACUGGGACAUUUACUUGUUACUGCAAUUGAACUGUUGCCUAGAUUAUAAAUUUCUAAUUUGCAUUUUCACUGCGCAUAGUUACGAUUUUUCUUUGUAAUUGUUGAAGCUGAAAUGACGAAACGAUGAUAAAGUUUUUAUUCAACUCAUAACUAGAAGUAGAACGAACGUUCGUUUGUAAAGAUAAUUUUCGAAUGACCUCACAUGUAAUUUAUAGUAAUGAAAUUGAUGGUAAAAUGAAAUAUGUAGCCUGUACUAUGUAUCUAGAUCCUGUCAUAUCUGACACCCCGUUUCGUCAGUUCAGCUGGACCCGUAGUUGGUGUGGAAGUGACUAGACUACACUGCUGGUAUCUGGAGGCGCGGCGUGACAGUCUGUAUUAUUUUUAAAAAGAGGGCGCGCAGUAUUAUGCAAAUGCAACCAAAGAAUAUGAACCUAGCUGUACAUUUUGCACGUUCUAGAUUAACCAGUAAGAUAGGUAGAAGGCCUAAUCAGCGAGAGGAUGCAUAGCAGGGUGCCCGCGAAGCUAUAUAUGGACUUGUAAAUAAGAUUAUGUAUAUUGUAAAGUAUAUCUGCCGCGGCUCGCUGGUCGGCAACA